Molecule: messenger RNA, 1437 nt
Organism: Capronia epimyces CBS 606.96
Lineage: Eukaryota; Fungi; Ascomycota; Eurotiomycetes; Chaetothyriales; Herpotrichiellaceae
Product: mitochondrial-processing peptidase subunit beta
Exons: 5
Coding region: 1-1437 (478 amino acids)
Cellular component (GO): mitochondrion
Molecular function (GO): metal ion binding; metalloendopeptidase activity
Source: RefSeq, a predicted model, not a curated record
AUGGCGUCUCAGCGGUUGGCGCUGAACCUGCAGCGGUCCCUUCGAAGCCGGCAAGCUUUGAAGGCCAUUCAAUCUCCUCUCCGACGCUAUGCCAACCCAGUCACUCCCACGAGAACCGAAAGCACCACUCUGUCGAACGGCCUGACGAUUGCGACCGAACAUUCGCCCUGGGCCCAGACUUCGACGGUGGGUGUUUGGAUCGACGCUGGAAGUCGAGCAGAAACAGACAAGACCAAUGGCACCGCUCACUUCCUCGAGCAUUUGGCUUUCAAGGGCACUGGGCGACGCAGCCAGCAUCAACUGGAGCUCGAAAUUGAGAACAUGGGUGGCCACCUGAACGCCUACACCUCGCGUGAAAACACCGUCUACUAUGCCAAGUGCUUCAAUUCCGACGUGCCCAAGACGGUCGACAUCCUUUCCGACAUCCUUCAAAACUCCAAACUCGAUCCUGCCGCCGUGGAGCGAGAACGUGACGUGAUUCUGCGAGAACAAGAAGAGGUGGACAAACAACUGGAAGAGGUGGUUUUCGACCAUCUACAUGCCACUGCAUAUAUGAACCAACCUCUGGGACGGACCAUCCUCGGACCCCGGGAGAACAUCGAGACGAUCUCUCGUACCGAUCUCGUGGAUUAUAUCAGCACCAACUACACGGCCGACCGCAUGGUUCUGGUUGGCGCUGGCGGGAUUCCCCAUGAGGAGCUGGUCAAGCUCGCGGAGAAAUCGUUUGGCUCGCUGAGAACCGCGCCAUUGACAUCGUAUGCUGCUGAUGUGGCGGCCGAGCAAAAGCGCAAGCCUGAAUUCAUCGGGUCCGAAGUCCGAAUUCGAGACGACACCAUUCCCACCGCUCACAUUGCCAUUGCGGUUGAAGGUGUCAGCUGGAAGGAUGACGACUACUUUACCGCGCUGGUGACCCAAGCCAUUGUUGGCAACUGGGAUCGGGCCAUGGGAAAUUCCCCAUACCUGGGGAGCCGACUGAGCACCUUUGUUCAUGCCAACAAUCUGGCCAACAGCUUCAUGAGCUUCUCCACCAGCUACAGCGAUACCGGUCUCUGGGGCAUCUACCUCGUUUCGGAGAACCUCACUCAACUUGAUGACCUGGUUCACUUUGCUCUUCGAGAAUGGACGCGACUCAGCUUCAACGUCACCGAGGCCGAGACGGAACGGGCCAAGGCGCAACUGAAAGCGUCGAUUCUUCUGUCCCUGGACGGAACGACCGCGGUGGCCGAGGACGUUGGUCGGCAGAUUGUGACCACCGGGCGACGAAUGGAGCCCGCCGAGAUCGAAAGAGUGAUUGGAGCCAUCACCGAGAAGGACGUGAUGCGGUUCGCGCAGAAGAAAUUGUGGGAUCAGGACGUUGCCGUCUCGGCGGUUGGUUCCAUCGAAGGCCUCCUGGAUUACAACCGGAUAAGAAACGAUAUGAGCCGCAACACGGUGUAG